Molecule: messenger RNA, 1809 nt
Organism: Syngnathoides biaculeatus (alligator pipefish)
Lineage: Eukaryota; Metazoa; Chordata; Actinopteri; Syngnathiformes; Syngnathidae
Gene: bcas1
Product: brain enriched myelin associated protein 1
Exons: 11
Coding region: 177-1115 (312 amino acids)
Source: RefSeq, a predicted model, not a curated record
CACUGAUCUGCCGCUGCAUAACCCCCAAAAGGCUAACUCUGUGUGAUGCUGCUUAGGAGACAGCUAACCAAAACCCAGAGCCACUGACGGAACCAGAAAGUGGGACUCCAGAACAAACUGACAGCCCUAACAGUCCACUUACAGAAGAGGAGACUAACCUAGAAGACAGUCCAGUUAUGAACUUCUUCAAAAAUUUAAUGCCAUCCAAUAAAACGUCCAAAAAGGAAACUCCUGAAGUCUCAAAGGAUCAGAGGCAGAGGGAGAACCAGGCAGCGCCAACCACCACUGUUGUACAAGUGUCUGAUCCAGCUGCCGCCUCCAAAGGAAUGGUGAUCCCGCCACCUCCUCCUCCUCCAGAGCUUCCAAAACUGGAAGUCAGAGCAGAGCCCAGUGCCAAACCCACCACCUCAAAAGAGAAAACAAAAGCUGCAGCUAAGGGUGCAGACUCUUUGAAAGGGAAGUCAACCAAAGACGUUCUCAGCAAAUUCUUCCAUCUACAGACUAACAACGAGACACAACUGCAAGAAAUACAAGCUGAUGUCUAUCCAAUUGUAGAAAAAGAGGACACUCCAGUGAAUGUGCCAGAAGCAGUUGUAGAGGUGAAGGCUGACCAACCUCAGCAGACACCAGAAGAGGCAACACAGAUGGUUGUAGACGAGAAGUUCACUGCACAGGGACCGCAACCAGAGGUAGAAAGCAAGAAGGUAGAUCCUUGUAAAGCUGGGACUCUGGAGGCCGCUGCCAAGCCAGAACCGCCAGCUCCGGUUCACGAGGAGAAGAAAACACCAUCAAAGUCACCCUUCUUCUCUUUGUUCAAGCCUAAAGCUAGUGACCCCAAGAAGGCGAACCCUGCCCCCGUCAAAGCAGCUGAUGCACUUCCCACAGUAAAGCCCAAAGAGGAACCCAAAGCAGCAGUCAAGUCUUGCGAGGUGAUCAUAGACGACAAAGUGGCCUCGGCGGGCCCCAAAGCUGUCGGCAGUCCUGCCAAUGCGGCCCGGAAGUUAGAGAAGAGGAACUCCAUUCAGCUCUUUUUGAAACAUCUGGGCCAGAAACGUCACUCGACAGAUGCCGGGGUCCAGACCGAGCCAGUGACCGUGGCUCCAGCAACCAAAUGAAUGCAGAAUCAACAAUGAAGUUCUUCUGUAUAUACUCCUCUCUGUCUUUAUUUUUCUCUCUGGCUAAUGAAAAAUCACAUUAAUAAUUGCUUGUUUUUGUCCAGUUAGCAGGUUAAAGGUCAAUACAUCGUGGGGGGAAAAACAAAAUUGAACAUGAACAGAAUGCAAGUACUGUAGUUGAAGGCAGAGAUUUUAAAUGUUCCACUUACCGACAAUGUGGAUGUUCACUUUUGGUCAAAUUAUGGCCUUGACUCGUGAAAUGGAAUUAGCGCUAGCUUUGUUUGCACUAACAAAGACCUUUUACAGGAUCCACUAUCACACUUUGCUUUUUGCUUCUUGGUGGCAAACUGUUUGUUGUUAUUGUCAACGUAAAUUUGUAGGCUCUUGACAAACUAGAUUGCACUUAAAGAUAUGUUGUGUUUAUGUAAGCUGUUCAUAGAUAGUGCACUGUUGCAAUAAAUCACAAUUGUUACUAUGUCUGGAAAUAAUGGUAAAUGAAAUAAAUAUGAAUACAUGAAUAAAAAUUAGCAAAUUCGCGUGGGAAUAAAAUACAAAUUGUAACUGAUACCAUACUCAAUAUGAUGUUGCCUUUUUGUCAACUGUCAAUUAAUGAGUGUCUUGUGGCAUUUUUUUUAGGGGGGCAAAUACUGGUCUGCUUUUGUUUGCUUUUGUUUGUCUGUUUACUUGUAACUUC